AUGCCUCUCAUUAAAGAUCAAUUAUCAUUCAAAAUAGCACUCCUACCAGGAGAUGCACACGGCUCGCAACUUGCAUCAUGCGCUGAACAAAUCUUGCAUCUGAUAGAACACAUUCGCCCAGAUGUUGCAUUCCAAAUAUCCCAACAUGAUUUCGGAGGCGUGGCGUUAGCAGCUGGCCACCAAAGCUCCCUGCCAACCUCCACUCUAGAAGCAUGCCGCCAAUCUGAUGCUGCCGUCGUGUGUGCCUGCGGUGACCCCAAGUACGGCAUACAGCCAGAACAGGGAUUGUUGGCACUUCGACAACAGCUCGGACUAUUCGCCAAUAUCAGACCCGUCAAGUUUCCAUCGGAGUCGCUUAUUUCACUCAGCUCAUAUAAGCCGGAGGCGAUUGAGGGUCUUGAUAUCACCUUUCUCCGAGACUUGACGGGUGGUGCCUACUAUGGAGAGAAGCAAGAAGCGGGAGAGGAUGGUGAAGCAUACGACACCACUAGCUACUCGCGUUCUACCAUGGAGAGACUGGCAAGACUGGCUGGCACAUAUGCAAUGCAAUUCAACCCAUCAAAGCGAGUUCACUCAGUCGACAAAGCCAAUGUCAUGGCGACUUCACGAUUAUGGAGAUCUGUUGUCACCGACGUCUUCAGCCACGAGUACCCUCAGGUGCAGCUGUACCACGUUCUGGUUGACAAUGCAGCUAUGAUAUUAUCAUCAAAUCCCCAGGAAUUGAACGGAAUAAUUCUGACAGAAAACAUGUUUGGCGAUAUCCUAUCAGAUCAGGCUAGUGGAAUACUAAAGUCUCCAGACAUUCUGGCAUCAGCGGCUGUGUCCACCAUAUAUGGUAAAGGCAAAGCUCCUGGUGUUUUCGAGCCAUUCAACCUUAAACCAAGAGAGGGUGAAGUGAACCCGCUUGGCGUCGUUCAAGCUGUUGGGUUGAUGCUAGAGCUGUCGCUAGGUCUGAAGUUAGAGGCCGCAGCCUUAUCCAAAGCCAUUCGACGAACUCUUGAUCCUAUUGACCAAGUUGGAUCUGACACGAGGACGACUGACCUCGGUGGAACAGCAUCACCCAAGAAGUUCAUGGAGACUCUAUUACACAACCUUGACUACUACUUGGAGGCUCUGAACUCAGCCGACGCUGCUUCUCUCCCGGUAUCCAUUUCCCCACCAUCAUCGCCAAGGGACACCACGAAUACCCGACCCAUGGGAGUCAUUGAGAAGAUCUUGACACAUGCCGGCAUUGGUCUUAGCAAGCCAUACGUCGAGACGGGAGAUAUGAUCUGCGUCAAGGUCGACUGGACGCUUACAUCCGAGCUCCUCUGGGGCGGCAUGGAGAAGACCUACAACCAAAUGGGACGACCUCGCCCAUUCCGUAACGAUCGUCUCUGGCUUGCCGUGGACCAUACCGUUGACCCACGAACAAACCAUCAGCCUCGACAGAAAGGUCUCAUAGCGAAGGCGGAGCGUUUCAGACGAGAGGCCAAGAUCAUUGACUUCCUUCCUGCUAACACGAGUAUCAUGCACACUGAUUUUACUCGUGAACGUGCUCAACCUGGUCGUAUAGUUGUUGGGAGUGACUCGCAUACGUGUUCUGCGGGGAGCAUGGGCUCUUUCGCUGUUGGCUUUGGAGCAGCUGAUGUUGUCAUGCCGAUGGUCACUGGCGAAACCUGGUUUCGUGUACCUGAGGUUUGCCGUAUCAAUUUCGUGGGAAAGCUUCCUUUCGGCGUUGGUGGCAAAGAUGUGAUUCUUCAUAUACUUGGACUCUUCAAGCGCAACACGAUUGCCUUUCAGCGAGCUGUGGAGUAUGGCGGUCCUGGUCUGAAGGAACUGUCUAUGGAUGCUCGUUUCGCUAUUGCCAACAUGACAACCGAGUUCGGAGGGAUGGGUACUUGCUUCGAGGCUGAUCAAGAGACUUCAGCAUGGAUCGCACGUCGAAAACUCCCAGAGCAUCGCGAAGGUGGUCUCUUUUUCCAGGCCGACCCAGACGCUCAAUAUGUCGAUGUGAGAACGAUUGAUCUCUCGGAAGUCCGUCUCACCAUGGCCCUGCAUCCGAACCCGGAUGAUGUUGUUCCGAUUCAUGAAAAGGCUCGUAUGAAGCUUGAUGGAUGCUUCAUCGGUGCCUGCACAACAACAGAAGAAGACCUCAUCAUCGGCGCUUUGGUGCUCGAAGCUGGUCUGUAUGCAGGUAUGCGACCAUCUCGACACGGAAAACGUCGCGUAACGCCAGGAAGCUUAAUCAUCAUUAAGAACCUCGACAAGCAUGGUCUGUUAGACAUUUACAGACAAGCUGGCUUUGAGGUUGGCGCGCCUGGCUGCUCUUACUGUGUUGGUAUCAAUGAUGUUGAUGUCGCUGGCGAAGGAGAGGUUUGGCUGUCCUCACAGAAUCGCAACUUUAGAAACCGAAUGGGUAAGGGAAGUUUCGGCAACAUUACCUGUGCGGCUGCUGUUGCUGCCUCAAGCUUUGACAUGGUUGUCACUGAUCCCAAGUUCCUGCUUGAUCAGUUGGAUAGCGCAAAGCUUGAGCGGCUUGUCAGCGGAGGGAGGUCCAGUGGGCCUCAACCAGAAUUAAGGAUUAGCGAACCGAGACCCGAGAUAUCAUCCAACUCCGUACCCGUACUCCUCAGCAGCAGUGACUCUGACGUCGGAGCCACUACCCCGAGGAUCAUUCGAUCUAAGGUGCAGCGAUUUGGAGAAAAUGUCGAUACUGAUGCAAUCAUCCCUGCGGAGUUCAUGCCAGGAGUUGACAAUGCUGAUCUCGGAAGCCAUUGUUUCCAGUAUUUCCGUCCUGAGUUCAGGGACAAGGCAAAGAAUGGUUCAACUGUUAUUGUUGCCGAACAUGGCUUUGGCAGUGGAUCUUCACGUGAAGACGCCGUCAGAGCCCUCCAGGGAGCAGGCGUCGAGGCAGUGAUAGCGAAAGGGUUUGCCUUUAUCUAUGAGAGAAAUCAACUCAAUAUGGGCCUGUUCAGCAUAAAGAUCCAAGACCCGACGUUUUACGAACUUGCGCAGGAAGACUCUGUCAUCAACAUCAACAAAGAUACCAAGACCAUUCAAAUCGAAGGCUCAGAUGUGAUCUUUUAUUACAUGCAGUCAGAUGUUGAGGAAGCUCUUGUCGAGUCGGGCGGAGUCCUUCCGUUGUACAGUAAACUUGGGAAGGGUGUAUUUCGACAUCUCACAGCACCUAAAGUCAAAGGAGGAAAAGGAGUUAAGUAUGGCAAUGUCCCAGGUUCUUUAGACUGUUAUUUUGAGUCGGUGUACCUGACAGCUGGGGUUCACCUGGCGCACCUCACGCGAGUACUUGGUGUUUUCAUGGAUGUUACUGGCGUAUUUUAUCGUGAAAUCGAAAGUGACCUUACUGCCAUGACGUCCAUCCCAUGGACUGAGCUUCAGAAGUCGCGAUCGUGGUUGGACCCCACCAGAUCGAAGACCUAUGGUCCAUAA
Fusarium tjaetaba is the source of this 3429-nucleotide messenger RNA. RefSeq names its product 3-isopropylmalate dehydrogenase. The transcript is spliced from 5 exons. Gene Ontology annotation, molecular function: hydro-lyase activity. The record is from RefSeq and is a predicted model, not a curated record. Lineage: Eukaryota; Fungi; Ascomycota; Sordariomycetes; Hypocreales; Nectriaceae. Bases 1 to 3429 code for a protein of 1142 amino acids.